AUGCGUGCCUGGAAAGGCCGUCAUGCGAACGCGCAGCCCUUGGGUCAGGAAGGAGGCUUCAACGGGCUGUUUCUCGUCGACCUGAUUGUCUGUGGAAUCCUGGCCCUCUUCUUCAUCUUCUACUUCAAUCGCACCGUUUCGACAAUCAUAUCCUAUGCGAUUCGUGCCUGGACCUGGCAUAAAUAUCGCGCCUAUAUCGACAUCACUUCGUUCCAGAUCUCGCCAUUAGGAGGUCGCCUUUUCUUCAAGUCCAUUCGCUAUCAUGGCCAGAAUCAGACCGUCUUUGUCCAUGAUGGCCACAUCACCUGGCGGUACUGGUUGCGACAAGUCCAAGACCCUCUGAUCGUGCAGAAACUCCACCAACGCCACAAUGCAGCCGAAAGUGAUCACGCCAGCUCAGAUGGUUCGCAUGAGAAGACCAGACCUAGGAGUAAGAGCAUGGGAAAGGCCGAAGCUGCUGGUGGGGAUCGCCAAAAGAAUCUCCCUUGUCGUAUCCUCGUCAAAGUCUCCGGUGUCGAGGCCUUCCUGUACAACCAGAGUCCGGUUUACGACAACAUCAUCAACAACCUCCAGAACAAGGCGCGCACAAAAGACCCAAGCUAUCCAAGCGCCAACGUAUCUAGCGAUGAGACUACAAAGGAGGUGCCUUCUGCAGAUGAUCUCAAUCGUCAAGACACCCCGAGUAGCAAUGGCGAGUCUCUCCUGGCCGAAACUGCAAGCAGGACCACAACUAGGACCACAACUCACGAAAGUGCCAUUCCAGCCUUCUUGAGAAUAUUCCCCAUUCAGAUUGAGUGCAAGAAGGCCGCUGCUGCUGUCGGUAAUGACUUCUCUCAAAGCAUACUCACCGCCAAGUUGGAAAACGCGAGUGGCAGGAUCGACGCAGAUGAGUCUGGUGCUUUGGAUCUUUACAAGCUCUUGUUCAAUUUCGACUUUCACGAUAUUAACGUAGCACUUAAGCCGAACACGGACUAUCAGAUGUCUCAGAUGCAGGCAGCUGCACGUCUGGACAAGGAUGAAGAUCCCAAAGCAAAGAAAGGUCGCGGUCUCUUCGGCUUGCAUCCGAUUCGUAGGAUGGGUAAGAUCUCGCGCGCCAUAGCGCAUGCCCUCAAGUGGUUGUUCACAUGGCAUCGCAGUUCUAAACGCUCGAUCAGGACCGCGUCGCUUCUUAGCGAUGAUGAGAUUCUCGAUAAUGACUCUUCGAAGCUGCCUGGCGAAGCGCAGUGGCAAGGUUUGGCUCGUUACCUGGAUGAAACAGGAAACGAGCACAAUGAGUGGGACGAUGUUGAAUACGCCAGGUUCUCAAAUGUCGCAGACGUGAAGAAGGCGAGCAUGACCUUUUACUGGGACGUUCCUGGAAAAGUCUCACAAUCACAAAUCACUGGUCAAUCAGGCCUGUUCGACGAAAUGAAUGGUCCCGUUGCACCAGAAUAUGGCUUAAACCUAUCAGUCGAUGGUGCCACAGUCCAUUACGGUCCGUGGGCUGAUAGGCAACGAAUGACAUUACAGAAUAUCUUCUUUCCUACCUCGUACCACGACGCUGUUCCUGCACAGCGUCUCGCUGUCGACCAAAACAGAGUUGCGACCGUGUUCAAGCUGUUCUUUUGCUUGGAGAGCGAGAUCACUCUUCGUAUUCCCACACGAGAGGCAUCCAAAGAUUGGAAGUGGCAGGGUCGCGCUGAAGGACACCGCACGCAAAAGACAACUGACGCUGGUGUACGCAAGCGACGUGGUAAAGGAACUAAAAAGUGGUUCAAAAAGGAACCGCAGACCACAGGCGCCGACAUUCGUCCAUUUGGCUGGAUGGAUGUCAAAGUCGCUGCUGAUACCACUAUCAAUUACGCAAUGGACAUGUACGCUCGUCAGGAUGGUUACCAUAAUUCCCUGAGCCUGGACGUGAAGGGCACCGAGAUAUCUUCCAGUGUCAACCACGCUAUGUUGUGGAAGGCAGGCAAUCUGCUGCUGGAAGGAGACCUCUCAAAUCCUCUGCGAUGGAACGCCCUCCGUAAAUGGGUCUUCAAGAUCCAUUGUGAUGGUCUUGAUCUUUACAUUUUGCGUGAUCAUUUGUUUCUGUUAACCGACUUGAUCGCUGAUUGGGGCAUGGGUCCGCCUCCGGAUUUCUACACUUUCGUCCCAUUCGUGUAUUCCUUGGACAUCAACUUCAAAAACUUCAAGCUUUUCCUCAACGCAAACGAUGCCAACAUUGUCAAUGACCCUUCGGAUCUAGAGGACAAUAACUUCUUAGUUCUGGAUGGUGAGAAGCUUCACGCUACAUUGGAAAUACCUCUCGACCAGUACAGGCCGGCCCAGAAUAGUAUCAAGUUCGAUGUACUUGCCAAAGACUUGUCACUUGACAUCAGUAACCCUCCGCGCAUCACUUUGCACAGUCUCUUACGACAGAAGCGACUUGCGACAUUGAAGAAAUUGACUCUGGGUGGAAGUCAUACCUUCUUCGUGGAACAAUCGCCAGGCUUGACCGAUAUGCUGCAAAUGGACAUUUGCGGAACCGACUUGAAUCUUCAAGCUUUUGGGUAUCUGGUACGCAUGUUUGUGAAUGUCAAAGAAAAUUAUUUCGGAGAGUUCUUGCAUUUCAAAACACUAGAGGAAUAUCAGAAUGCUGGAUCAGAUGCCGCCAAUGCGGAGAUCAACAUGGUCGGUAGGUUCGCAUUCAGACCUGCCAAUGAUUUAGACGUGGUACUAUGCAUUACUGCUGAGCAUCCUGUCAUUCUGCUGCCUGCAAAUCUCUACUCAGCGGAGACCUAUAUCAAGGUCGAGUUGCCUAUCGCUUCGAUGGACCUCCGCGUCGCCAAUUAUUACCUCGAUCUUGCAGUGGACGUCAGCCCAGUCUCGGUUUCUUGGUCUGGUAUGCUCAAUGACGAGGAUACUUUUGAUGAUUCUUCGCCGCAAAUCAUACUUGAUAGCGCGAUGGUCACAGGCCAUCGGCUCUUCGGACUGCCUCCUACAGAACCUGCCUAUGUUUCAAACUGGGAUGUCAGCCUCGGCAACGUUUCGGGUGAGUGCUCUCUUGACUUCAUGAAACAUCUAGCCAAAGCCGGACGAGCUGUGGCUUUUGCACUUGACGAUUUUGAAAACGCCUUGCCCCUGGCACAGACUGCGGAGAUUCCGGAAGCUGUUUUUCUGCGCCUCAAGACAGGUUCCAUAUGUCUCUGGCUCAACGAAGGCAAGUCUGCAAUACGACUCUGUUCGGACCCUAUUACACUCAAUCAGAACGACCGAGCUGACAGUCUCUUCUCUUCUCGUCUACAUCUUCACAUCCCAAAUAUCACCGCAACAUGCGUUGAAUCAGACUCUAUGGCUCAUCGAGGAUCUCGCGCUGACGUGAAACCUGCGAGCUGCAUUGCAUACCUUCAAACCAGCCUUGAUAUGACCAUGGUUCAAAGAAAAGCACACUUCAGUGCCGAGCGCGAAAAGCAACAAGAUCACAUACGGAGACAAGAUGCCAGGACUAGCAGAGCUAGAUUCCUGAUAACGGACUACGGAGAUCAAGCUGGACAGAACCAACUCGAAGCACACACGGACGGAGGAAACACUUUCACUGACACACCUUCUAUGAGGCUGCCCAAUUUACCCGAUCCGCUUCGUAGAGGACCGCCAGAAUUAGAAUUUGCGGCCGAUGGCUCAAUCGAGUCGUCGAUCAGCUCAAGCUCUUCUGUCAAUCCCAUCCCUACUCAGAAAGCUCUUCCAGAAGGAGAUUUAGAUGAUGUGCAACAGGCUCGUCCUUCAAUGUAUUAUUCAAAAUCGGAAACUGCCCAGCCUUUGGGUACUGUGGGUUUGUGGAGUCCGUUUUCUGUACCAGACCCUCAAAGUCUCGAUGUCGACGCCGACCUGAGCAAAGUGCCGCAGUUCUCAACGAUAGUAGAUGAAGCGGAUGACCUUUCAGAAACUUCGUCGCAGAGCGAUUGGAGUAUCAACCUAGACCCAGAUGGAAAUCUAGACCAACAAACAUUCUUGAUCCGUAUGAUUCCAGGUAUACGGAUCUAUGUUGAACCACGCAUCAGCGAGACCAUUGUGAACAUUGUCACAGCUCUUCAGCCAACACGGUCGGAAGAUGUGAUUGACACUUUCCAGAUGGAUGUAAUGGGAAGAGUGCAACAAGUCCAAGACCAAAAAAAGAGCCGUCGUGGCAUCACUGAGCUGAAUCUGGUGGUGCCUAGCAUCGAUGCUAAGCUGUUCAACGACCAGAAGCUUGACACAAGUCGAACCACAGCCGUGCCGGUACAAGAUCAAUUAGACGUUGGCUUGAGUCACCUCAAUAUGACGCUUCGGACGAAACCUAUUCCGGACACCGAGACUGGGUCUGCUGUGACAAUGCACUUGACUCUAGACUCGGCGCUUGCCAAAUUUUCGAAUCCCUUGGAGAAGAUCACAAAGUCCGAUUACGCCAUUCGACUUGGUUUUGACGAUGUUCUAAUCUGGAUGGUUUUGUCAAAGUCCAAGUCAGUACAUGUCUCGUUCAAAGAUCUACUCGGUGUCAUCUCAGGCAAUCAAGCGGACUAUCUGGCGUCUGUGUUCUCUAGAUAUGCGGCUAUUGGCACAAAGAUCCAGAAGCAAGCCGAUGCAGUUGAGAUUGGCGCUAAAGCGAGACUGAGAAAUCUGACCGACUAUCUUACUGAGCACGCGGACGUGUCUACUGACCCACCAUACCUUUCGCGUAUGACCUACGUUCUCCGCGCGUUCCCAGACCACUUCCGCAACCAAGAGUCAUGGAAAAUUGUUGCUCGAUUUCGACACAUCUACGAGUGUCUCUCGGACGAAAGUCGUGUUGCAUUGGAGCAACAGCUUUCGGACGGUACCGACUCUCUCAAGAAGACGUCUUCUAUUCUCGAAACUUGGGCGGCGUGGUGCAGCUGGGAUAUACCAAAUGUGGAGCAGACUCAAGUCUUCAAACUUUUGCUUGGUGAUAUCGAAGCUAAGAUUCCGGAAGAAGACAUCGAGCCACUCGACCUAACCUUACGUGCUGGGGUCGUACGUAUUGCUGUCGAGUCAGAGAAAUCGUCUAGCGAGGUUUCUCUGGGCACUCUCUCCAUCGGUGUUACGGUCAUACCUCCUAGCUUACCAUCCGGGCUCAUGCUAGUGGAGGAGAAUCUAAGAUCUAAAACUGUCUUCCAAGCCCACACUGCAGCGUCAGUGCUUCGACUCAACUGGGAUAUUCUGGAACAAGCGGAUGCUUUCAUCGACAUUUACUUUGAGCAAGUCAGUCAUACGCUAGACACUUUACCAGAGCCAGUAGAGAAACAAGCACUGGACGAGCUCUCCUUCAGACAAGAUUUCCACGUGGUUUUGUCUACCGACGAAGGUAGUAUUGAGCUAAAAACGGUCAACCUGAGACAUGUGUCCACAUGCAACAACCUCAAGAUGUCAUUGAUCGGAUCUGACAAAGCCUCUCAAGACUAUGGUGAAUGCAUCAGUCUGCUCAUCUCAGCCAGGAAGGCUUUUACCGAACUGCACGGUCCAGAGCAGAGAAUUUGGAGGACCGAUCUAGUAUCGCCAAGCAUAUACAUCGACGUGAAAAAGACGAUUCGAGAGUACACAACCGCGGUGAAUGUCGGAGGCUCAUAUGAACAACUGCAUAUCUCACUCGAGCAGGAGACAUUAGGACUGCUCGAAGUUGUUGAUCAAUUGCUGGUCGAUGAAGUGGCUUAUAUCCAGCGCUUUCAAAAACAUGUUCAAAAAGAGCAAGAGAAAAGCGUCGCCACCAAAGGCCCGCCCAAGCCAGAGCGCGAAUUGAAACUGAAUGUGGCUUUCUUGGCUGGCUCAUUCUCGUUGAAUGUCGCGUUGCUCAAAGCACUAAAUCUGUCAGUACGAGGCGAUACAGCGAAUCUUCGCGUCCGCCCUAUGUCAGGAUCGAACCCUGCCUGGUCUAUUGAGCUCCAUCUGGGGACUAUGGAGCAAGCUCUUAUCCGCAAGGAGGACGGAUCAAAGAGACAGAGGGCAGUUUUUAACACCCCUCCCGCUAGCAGCACUCUCAAUCUUGAAUUUACGGAGGAAAAAGUCAACAUCAAUUUCACUGGAAUCAUGGAAGAAGUACUUUUGGAAGCCUCCGCUGUUCAGAGUGUCUUAACAAUUAUGAACAGGCCCGAGGUGCAGGACGUCCUAGAGGCAAUCAGAGAUCAAGUGUCAGAUCUGCGCCAGAGAGUUACAAAGACUUUAGCAAAGGACGAAAAGCCGGCCAAAGCUGUGGCUGAACAAAGUCGAGUUAUUAUCUAUGAUGUGAAUACGACUUUAGCUGGCUUCAAGAUUGUGGCUCUCGCUCCUGUGCUAACGGCCGGCAAGGCUCGUGCGGAGUUGACCCUGGGUGUCGGAGCUGUACAAGCAGCUGUGACAAACAAGACUCGUCAAGCGAGUGACGCUUUCCCCGACAUUCACGGUAAGAUCCAGGACAUCGGCGCUGUCCUGACACUUAUCGAGGACGGGAAGCGUCGUCCCUGUGGUCAUGUCACUGUCAGUGUCGCAGUGGAUUGUUGCACACAAGAACCUGUGUCUGGACCAAUCACAAGAGAUAUCAAAGCACGUAGUGAGUCUUUCGAUGUGUUCCUCUACGCUGACACGGCCUCAACUAUUGUGGACAUUGUAACACAUGUUCACCGUAAGAUCUUGGAUCUCGAUCUUUCCAGAGAAGUGGAGUACCUCAGAAGAUUGCGACACUCCCGAGACAAGCGACGAAAAUAUCUGCCUCCACCUGCUCCGGGCUCGAUCAAAGAAGAAGAAGAAGAGUCUGUGACCGAAGUGCCAUCCACGAGACCUGCUCUACUCGACUUUUCUCUUGAUCUGCGCAAGAUUCGCAUCAUCUGGGUCGUCAUCCGAAACCGAUCCACUGCGGGUGAUCAAAAGCCACAAGAUCUGGAAGUCUCGUUCUCACGCAUACAUCUCGCUAUACAGAGACAGAACGAAGCUCGCUUGUCUAUUCAAGAUCUUCAAGUUCAGGUCGUUCCUAAACAUCACAAAGCCUUUGAGAGAUCUGAAAACUCAGCUCUGCUACCUGAAGUCGUUUUCACGGUCAGGUACGAAAGUGGCAAGGAUGGUGUUCGAAUCGCGUGUCAAGCUGCAGGUCAAGCUCUCGAUAUACGCCUGGACUCAAAGUUUGUCGUCCCUGUCAGCAUGUUGCAGAAAUCAAUCUCUGCUGCUGUUGAUCAAUACCGCGCCGCGAAGUUGAGCUGGCAGACCGAUACGACUCCAAUGGACAGUAAAUCAACGCCACGAGCUAGUCCGUUCGGUGAUAAGCGUCUGGCUUCAGUCCAGGCUGACGUCAACUUCAAGGGCGCUUUGUUCUACAUCCAGGGUGAUGCGCCGACUCAGUCCAGCACUCCCCUUCGCCCAGCACAUGUCGAUCUACCUUACAAACGUAAUCGUGCCAACAGCCACGCUUCGCAGGAUAAUAUCGCAACGUCGCUUAGAGCCCCAGGCAUCGCUAUCAAAGUAGAAUACUCGAAUCUGCCAGACAAAGAGCAGAUACUGAAUGGUGAGAUUAAGGUUGACGGUUCGAGCAAUACGGUUUAUCCCGAGCUAGUGCCUAUCAUCCUUCAGAUCACGCACGGCAUCAAAGAGGUUGUGAGACACGGUGAAGAAGAGCGCAAGACCCCAUCUACUCCCAAGAUCGCCGAGGAACAAGCCCUGAAGCUUCAAAGACUUCAGGAAGACGACUCCUUACUUACCACUGAUCCAAGUCAAUUCAUAGGUCAGAUGAAACUUAAUCUGGGACUGCGUAUCUGCAAACAAGAAUUUGGUCUGAGUUGCCAACCUCUUGCUCGUGUCAAUGCAAAGGCGCAGAUUGAGGACAUCUACAUCACCAUGAGCACUAUCAACUCGCAUCAUUUUGGACACUUCUUUGCUUUGUCAGCCACAGUGACCAAGCUCGGUGCUUCCGUACAACAUGUGUAUUCCCGCGAGUCAACGUUCAGCUUCGACAUGGAGUCCAUUUCCAUGUCGCUCAUGAACAGCAGACACUUGACUGGCGGCUCCAGCGGUGUGUCAAUGGUACUCAAGGUUUCUCCCACCAGGACUGCGUUGAAUGUCCGCCAGAUUCAAGAUCUGCUCUUGUUCCGUGAGAUUUGGUUCCCACCAGAGCUACGAGACACGAGUGCAAUGUCAGCCGAGCCUUCGCAUCAGGAGCCUGACAAGAUGGUCGUGCAGAGGUAUCAGCAAGUCAGUGCCGCUGCAGCGUUCCCCUGGAAUGCCACUGUCACUGUCGCUGAGCUCGCCGUUGACCUCGAUCUGGGACAAAGUAUUGGCAAAUCCUCAUUGUGUAUCAAGAACCUCUGGGCGUCAUCAAAGAAGUCUUCGACCUGGAAGCAAGACCUCUGUAUAGGUGUGGAUGAGGUCAGCAUCAAUAGUACUGGUCGCAUGAGCGGCUUUGUGGAAUUGAGCGACGUGUCUGUGCGAACCUCAAUCGAGUGGCCAAGUGCUGAUCGACAAGUGCACAAGGCUCCUCUGAUUCAAGCUGCGAUUGGCUUUGGCAAGAUUUCGGCUAAGAGCGCUUUGGAUUAUCAGCCAUUCGCAUUCGCAGAUAUUGAGGCUUUCAAUUUCCUCAUGUAUAAUGUGAGAGACGGUCCGCACGCUCCUGAUCGCUUGAAAGCUAUUCUUGAGGGUGAGAAGGUGUACGUCUUCUGUACUGCAACUAGUCCAGCUCAAGCUGUAGGUCUGUACCAGGCUUUCGACCGUCUAGUCCAAGAAAAGCAGACAGCAUAUAGGCAAUCAAUGGUCGACCUGGACAAGCAGUUGAGGCGACGUUCAGUAGCACAGAUACAACCGGAGCCCAAAUCAGGACCUCCACCGCAUGCACUAAUAAGAAGACAUACGACCGAGAGAAGCAAGAGCAAGUUCCCAAUCACGCUUCACACUGAUGUCAUGGUCAUGCUGAAGUCUGUCUGCUUCGGUGCAUUCCCGAGUACCUUCUUUGACAACCAAAUCUUGAAGAUGGAGGCAUCCGAAAUUCAAGCACGCUUUGCCGUAGGAUUGGAAGAUGAACGCGUCCACAGUAACCUCGGCAUGACUCUAGGUCAGCUGCAAGUGGCGCUUGCUCAAGUCAAACGAGUCGGAGUACCCAAGACACUUGGAGACGUCUCUAUCGAUGAUGUAAUAAGCAGUGCUACAGGAGCUAAAGGCGGUAUCAUCCUUCGGGUACCCAAGGUCAUUGCCUCGAUGCAAACAUGGCAGCAGCCUCAAGACAACAACAUCGAUUUCAUCUUCAAGAGCUUGUUCGAAGGUAAGGUUGAUGUCGGCUGGAACUACUCACGCAUCAGCUUCAUCCGAGGCAUGUGGGAAACACACUCUCGCAGCCUUGCGUCCAGGCUAGGCAAACCACUUCCCGAAUCCGCAGUCAAGAUCAGAGCCGACGAACCCGAGAACAAGCUGUUGACGAAGGACCACAUUACCAUGACUGACGGUAGCAGUGAACAGCAGCAAGGCAAGAUUACUGCUGUUGUGAAUAUGCCACAAUCGAGAUUUGAAUACACGGCGCUUGAGCCUCCCAUCAUUGAGACACCGCAGCUGAGGGAUAUGGGUGAAGCAACUCCACCGCUCGAGUGGAUUGGUUUGCACAGAGAGAGGCUGCCUAAUGUCACGCAUCAAGUCGUGAUCGUCACGCUUUUGGAAGUCGCAAAGGAGGUCGAGGACGCCUACGAGAGAAUUUUGGGAUCAUCCUGA
Messenger RNA from Aureobasidium subglaciale EXF-2481, 9663 nucleotides. RefSeq lists its product as uncharacterized. The record is from RefSeq and is a predicted model, not a curated record. The transcript has 2 exons. Gene Ontology annotation, biological process: fermentation. The coding region runs from base 1 to 9663 and encodes 3220 amino acids. Gene Ontology annotation, cellular component: membrane. NCBI's taxonomy places the organism in Eukaryota, Fungi, Ascomycota, Dothideomycetes, Dothideales, Saccotheciaceae.